Molecule: messenger RNA, 1395 nt
Organism: Vicia faba (fava bean)
Lineage: Eukaryota; Viridiplantae; Streptophyta; Magnoliopsida; Fabales; Fabaceae
Source: the annotation of a GenBank genome assembly
AUGGGGUGUUGUGUCUCAACAAGCUAUAGAAGCAAUGGCGAGGCGGGGUCUUCGUCUUGCUUAGAAUUGGGACUAUGUUGUCAGAAGAGGGAAAGGAAAACAUUCUCUGAUCAUGUUGUUUCUCUGCAUAAGUUGUCUUCUUUGCCGAACAGAAUAUUCGCGAAUGGAAAGAGUCGGUCUUCUUGUAUAUUUACGCAGCAGGGGCGUAAGGGUGUUAAUCAGGAUGCCAUGAUUGUAUGGGAAGAUUUUGGGUCAGAAGAUGUGAUAUUUUGUGGUGUUUUUGACGGCCACGGUCCACACGGUCACCUUGUCGCGCGCAGAGUUAGAGAUUCAUUACCGGUGAAACUGCUUUCAUUUUUGCAUUCUUCUGAAUUCGGUAAAGCUUGUUUCAAGAGGGAUGUAAAGCCUGAAAGUGGAGAGGCUGAGAAUGAUUUCUCUGCUGAGAAUGAGGUGAAUUCUAUGUGGAGAGAAGCUUUCUUGAAGGCAUACAAAGCUAUGGACAAAGAGCUGAAGUCUCAUGCAAAUUUGGACUGUUUCUGUAGUGGAAGCACAGCAGUGAGUGUAGUGAAACAAGGAUCAAAUUUGUUCAUGGGAAAUAUUGGUGAUUCGAGAGCAAUCAUGGGAUCCAAAGAUAGCAAUGACUUGAUGGUAGCGAUUCAGCUGACAGUUGAUUUAAAACCUGAUUUGCCAAGAGAAGAGGAAAGAAUUAAAAGUUGCAAGGGUAGGGUAUUUGCAUUGCAAGAUGAGCCAGAAGUUCCUAGGGUAUGGUUACCUUUUGAUAAUGCACCUGGAUUAGCAAUGGCUAGAGCAUUUGGAGAUUUUUGCUUGAAGGAUUACGGUGUGAUUUCUGUACCGGAAUUUACGCACCGGCUUCUCACUGAUAAAGACCAGUUCAUUGUUCUUGCCUCAGACGGGGUAUGGGAUGUUUUGAGCAAUGAAGAGGUGGUGGACAUAGUAUCAUCAGCACCGAGUCGAACGUCUGCAGCAAGGGUUCUGGUGGAAUCCGCGGCACGAGAGUGGAAACUCAAAUAUCCAACUUCGAAAAUGGAUGAUUGUGCUGUUGUGUGCCUAUUUUUGGAUGGAAAAAUGGACUUAGAAGAAUCUGAUGGAGAUGAACAAUGCUAUUCUUCUGCAACAACCCAGAGCUACAAUCAUUCAGGUAAUCCAGUUGAGUCGGACAAUGGUAAGAAAUCCGAGCCUUCUUUGCGAAGAAACUUCACAGUGAGAACCUCAGAAGAAAACGAGACAUUUGGAAUAGGAGGAGGAGAAUCUAUUGAUGUUGAAGAUGGAACAUCAUCAGCAGCAGAUCAAAACUGGUUAGGUCUAGAGGGUGUCACGCGAGUAAACUCACUGGUACAACUUCCUAGAUUUUCUGAAGAAAAGCCUAACUCUUGA